This is a messenger RNA of Copidosoma floridanum, 7751 nucleotides long. It is a transcript of the gene Sec71, whose product is annotated as ADP ribosylation factor guanine nucleotide exchange factor Sec71. Gene Ontology annotation, biological process: regulation of ARF protein signal transduction. The record is from RefSeq and is a predicted model, not a curated record. Gene Ontology annotation, molecular function: guanyl-nucleotide exchange factor activity. NCBI's taxonomy places the organism in Eukaryota, Metazoa, Arthropoda, Insecta, Hymenoptera, Encyrtidae.
AUUACGCGUGUGUUUACGUGGGUUUACUUUACAUACGUAUCACAUAUAUACGCAGUACGCAGUAUGCGUACUUAAUAAAAGAGUAAAAAAAUUUAAAAAAAGAGAUAAGAGGAAAUAUAGCGAGUGAGAGCGAGGAGGAAGACCAAAGAGCCCGCAUGAGAAGUGCGUGUCGAUCCGGGUGUGUUUCUCCUCGUCCGUUCGUCUUUUCGAUUAAGUACUUUCCCCUUUUCUUCUUCUUUUUUUUUUUUUUUUUGUUAAUUAAUUCACUCGGCUGUGCAAGUGUUACUACGUUACACCCACGCGGGUCACUCUCAAGGGCUCAUCUUUCAAUUUGCAAAAGGCCCCUUUCUCGUCUCUCUCUCUCUCUCUCCCUUUCUCUCUUUAAAUGAAGCCAAAAAGGGAGUAAGAUAUAAGCUUGCACUAGAAGCAGCUGUCGACGAUAAAAGUCAAAAGGGGUAUGGACGACACCGAGGCUGAUGUGUGAUGGCCUGAAGCUUUUUGCCUUCUUGUCGUAUUGGUGGUCUUGGGACACACUUGGAGUGAAGUCCAGACGAGGACUCGGAAGACAAGCAGUCCGGAACACGUAUCCUGGUGUCUAAAGCGACGAUGCGAAAUAAUUCAAAAACAAGAGAGAUGUUUAUUGUAAGAGCUUUAGAAAAAAUACUUGCUGAUCGUGAUGUCAAGCGCUCUCAUCUUUCUCAACUCAGGAGGGCCUGUGAGGCUGCUCUUGAGGACCUUCACAAUGAAAUCAAAGAAGUGCCGAGCACGCAAGGCGAGGACACACCGUCGAACGCUCUGCCACAACCAAAGAGCGACACGAAUUUCAUCAGCGCGGAAAAAUACUUUUUACCGUUCGAACUAGCUUGUCAGAGCAAGUCGCCGAGGAUAGUCGUAACAUCUCUCGACUGUCUGCAAAAACUCAUCGCCUAUGGACACCUAACGGGCAGCAUACCCGAUUCAACAGAUCCCAACAAGCUGCUGAUUGUCCGGAUCGUCGAAACGAUUUGCAGCUGCUUCAUAGGUCCACAGACGGACGAAGGUGUCCAGUUGCAAAUUAUUAAAGCUCUGUUGACUGUUAUGACGAGCCAGCAUGUCGAGGUCCACGAAGGAACUGUGCUAUUGACGAUCCGCACUGUGUACAAUGUGUACUUGGCAUCGAGAAAUCUGGUCAAUCAGACUACAGCUAGAGCGACGCUUACGCAGAUGAUCAAUGUUAUUUUUGCUCGUAUGGAAACACAAGCGGAGGAGGAGAGCGCAAAGCCAACAACAGAGCUGGAGCUACAGAACGUAUCGAUUGUGACGACGGUCACGGACACGGACAGCGAACCUGUAAAUACACCGGUGUCAAGUAUUGCAAGUGUACAGUUGACUGCUGUUGAAAAUCCCUCGCCGGCAGCAGAAACACCACCAGAGUUAGAAGAACAGCCUCCUCCAAUAGAAGAGUCAGUAGAUGAGAUCAACGAGGCCCAGCUGAUUGUUCGUUCAGUAUUGAACGACGUGAUCGAUAGUGUACUUCCAAUCGAAGAAGAGCAGCCGGGCCAGGAAUCCGAACCACCAACGACACCGACAACGGCCGUCACCGAGUCGUCGAUGUCGGAAACGGAGCAGCCUCCAACAGAGCAGCAGCAGCAGCAACCACCAGUCACGCCGACGAUUGAAGAGCCACCCAAUAAUAUCCCUGACGAGACGCCAGACGAGGUGGUAGCUGAAAGUGACAACAUGGUCACGGCAAAGUUCACCCACGUACUACAAAAGGACGCGUUUUUAGUUUUCCGAGCGUUAUGCAAACUUUCCAUGAAACCUCUGCCCGACGGCACGCCAGAUCCCAAAUCACACGAGCUAAGAUCGAAAAUCCUGUCCCUGCAGCUGCUACUGGGCAUUUUGCAAAACGCCGGCCCGAUCCUUCGCUCAAACGAAAUGUUUGUUACCGCCAUCAAGCAGUACCUCUGCGUCGCGCUAUCCAAAAACGGUGUAUCAUCCGUGCCGGAAGUGUUUGAGCUAUCGCUGGCUCUGUUCCUCGUACUCCUGGCUCGCUUCAAAAUCCACCUGAAAAUGCAGAUCGAAGUGUUCUUUAAGGAGAUCUUUUUGAACAUUCUAGAAACCUCGAGCAGCUCAUUUGAGCACAAGUGGAUGGUCAUUCAUGCACUCACGCGCAUCUGCGCCGACGCUCAAAGUGUCGUUGAUAUUUACGUAAAUUACGACUGCGAUCUCUCAGCCGCCAAUCUGUUCGAGAGACUAGUGAAUGAUCUAUCAAAGAUAGCGCAGGGUAGACAAGCCCUCGAGCUCGGCGCCUCGCCAAAUCAAGAGAAAUCCAUGCGAAUUCGCGGAUUGGAAUGCCUCGUCUCGAUCUUGAAGUGCAUGGUCGAGUGGAGCAGGGACCUGUAUGUGAAUCCUUCGGUGCCCGCUGAACAGCAGGUACCAACCGAGCCACCGGAUCCACCGCUCGAGACUGCUUCCACGACGACUGUUAACAGCUCGCAGAGCAACGGAGGUAGUAGGCUGCUGCCCAGGUACGGAAGCGCUGGAAGUCUAUCGUCGGCUAAUUCGAGUUUGGUCGGAAAUAAGGAGGUGCCGGAUUCGCCUGAACAGUAUGAGACGCAAAAGCAGCAGAAAGAGAUUUGGGAAACCGGUAUCGAGAUAUUCAAUCGGAAGCCAAUCAAGGGAAUACAGUACGUACAGGAGCAAGGGCUGUUGGGUCAGACGAAUGAGGACGUAGCACGUUGGUUGCACACGGACGAGCGUCUCGACAAAACGACAAUCGGCGAUUUCCUCGGCGACCACAAUCAUAAGGAAGUCAUGUACAGCUACAUCGAUCAGAUGGAUUUCGUCGGGCGCGACCUUGUCACUGCCUUGCGUUAUUUUCUGGAAGGCUUUAGAUUACCCGGAGAAGCGCAAAAGAUCGAUCGGCUCAUGGAAAAGUUUGCCAGCCGUUACUGCGAAUGCAAUCCCAACAAUGGCCUCUUCACAAGCGCCGAUACAGCCUACAUCUUGGGCUUUUCAAUAAUCAUGCUAACGACGGACCUUCAUUCGCCUCAAGUAAAGAACAAAAUGACAAAGGAACAGUACAUCAAUCUCAAUCGACGGAUCAGUGACAACGAGGAUCUACCCGAAGAGUACCUCUCGAAAAUCUACGACGAGAUCGCGGGUAACGAGAUCAAGAUGAAGUCCAACCCCAACAGACCCGGCAAACAAGUCAUAUCGAGCGAGAAGAAACGCCGAUUACUAUGGAACAUGGAAAUGGAGGUGAUUUCGACGGCAGCUAAGAACCUCAUGGAGUCGGUGAGCCACGUGCAAACACCGUUCACGACAGCCAAGCAUCUAGAACACGUACGUCCGAUGUUCAAGAUCGCCUGGACGCCUUUCCUCGCGGCCUUUAGCGUUGGUCUCCAGGACUGUGAUGAUCCUGAGAUAGCAUCCCUGUGCUUGGAUGGCAUUAGAUGUGCCAUCCGCAUAGCUUGUAUUUUUCACAUGACGCUCGAGAGAGACGCGUACGUGCAGGCGCUCGCUAGGUUUACCCUCCUCACGGCCAACUCGCCCAUCACAGAGAUGAAGGCUAAGAAUAUCGACACGAUUAAGACUCUGAUCACAGUGGCUCACACCGACGGUAACUAUCUUGGAAGCUCGUGGCUCGACGUCGUCAAGUGCAUAUCGCAGCUCGAGCUCGCCCAGCUGAUUGGCACUGGUGUCAGGCCGCAGAUGCUCAGUCCACCUUCGAAGCCGCACUUUCCAUCGCCACUGGCUAACUUCCCCAGCCUCGCGCUCAACAGCUCGCACCAGAGUAAUGGGCUGAAUCUUAGCUCACUUGAUCCGAGCGUUAAAGAAUCCAUUGGAGAGACAAGUUCGCAAAGCGUAGUCGUGGCUGUUGAUAGAAUUUUUACCGGCUCCACGAGACUCGAUGGUGAUGCUAUAGUUGAGUUUGUCAAAGCCUUGUGCAAGGUUUCUUUGGAAGAAUUGGCGCACCCAACGCAGCCACGCAUGUUCUCACUAACAAAGAUCGUCGAGAUCUCAUACUACAACAUGGGUCGCAUUCGUCUGCAGUGGUCGCGUAUCUGGGCUGUGAUAGGUGAACACUUUGAUCGUGUGGGCUGCAGCGGCCAGGACAUUGCCUUUUUCGCCGUGGAUUCCUUGCGCCAGUUAGCCACCAAGUUCAUCGAGAAAGGAGAAUUCGCCAACUUCCGCUUCCAGAAAGAAUUUCUCAGGCCGUUCGAGCAUAUUAUGAAGAAGAACCGGUCUACCGUCAUCCGAGACAUGGUAGUCAGGUGUGUCACUCAGAUCGUGCAGUGCCAAGCGCUUCAGUGCCCGCAACCAAAUAUACGAUCGGGAUGGAAGAAUAUCUUUAGUGUUUUCCAUCACGCCGCUGGAGACAGGGAUGGAGCAGUUGUUGAGCUCGCCUUCACCACUACUGGCAAAAUUAUCAAUGAGUUGUACGCGGAACACUUUGGCAUCAUGGCCGACUCAUUCCAGGAUGCAGUCAAGUGCCUGAGUGAGUUUGCAUGUAACGUGUCGUUCCCCGACAUUAGCAUGGAAGCUAUAAGACUGAUACGCUCCUGCGCCUCUUACAUUGAUGCUAAUCCGCACUUGUUCGCCGAGGGUAUGAUGGAUGAUAAUGGCAUGGUUUCCGAGGAGGACCGAGCUUGGGUGAGAGGCUGGUUUCCGCUACUAUUCGAGCUGUCAUGCGUUGUGAGUCGUUGCAAGCUCGACGUGAGAACACGCGCACUUACAGUCCUCUUUGACGUAAUGAAGACACACGGGGCCUCGUUUAAGCCGCACUGGUGGAAGGACCUGUUCCAGGUGCUCUUCCGAAUCUUCGACAACAUGAAGCUUCCGGAACAGCACACCGAGGUGAUUGAUAAGCAUUUAACAAAGGAUGGAUCAGUGCCCAACAAAGCAGAAUGGAUGACGACUACGUGCAAUCACGCUCUGUACGCGAUAGUUGACGUAUUCUCACAGUUCUAUGACACUUUGGGGCCACUUUUGCUCGAACAAUUGUAUGCACAGCUACAUUGGUGUGUCCAGCAGGACAACGAACAAUUAGCGCGUUCAGGAACAAAUUGCCUGGAGAAUCUUGUAAUCAGCAACGGUAUCAAGUUUAAUGAAGACACGUGGAACAAAACUACGAGGUGUGUGCUCGAAAUAUUCACCAGCACUCUGCCUACGACUUUGCUCACUUGGAGGCCGCAAUCCAACAAAGAGUCCGACCUUGAUGUGAUAACGGGUGAGGCUGACGCGCAUAUCGGCAUCCUUAAACGCAGCAACAGCAGUCAAAGCAUCUCGGUAGCCGAAACGGCGCGCGUUAAAACAUUUGCAGCGUUGCUGAUCAAAUGCGUCGUUCAACUCGAACUAAUACAGACGAUCGACAACAUCGUCUUCUAUCCAGCCACCUCGAGGAAAGAGGACCAGGAGAAUUUGGCUGCGGCUCAGGCUGAUAUGCUCAAUAGCAAAUCAGAAAUCAAUGUUGCUGGCACUGGCGGUGAUCAACAAAAAGAAGAGCAAGGCAUGUAUUGCGCUCUAACAACGACACACCUACUACAGUUGGUAGACUGUCUCUUGGCUUCGCAUCGUUUCGCCAAGAGCUUUAAUUCAAACCACGAGCAGCGCAACAUCUUGUGGAAGGCUGGCUUCCGAGGCAACGUCAAGCCCAACCUGCUGAAGCAAGAAACGCAGUCUUUAGCCUGCGCCCUGCGAAUCCUUUUUAAAAUGUACAGCGACGAGACGCAUCGUGCCAGCUGGCAGCAGAUCGAGUCGCGUCUAGUCGAGGUCGCCGCCGAAGCUCUGGAUUACUUUUUAGUGCUGACGAGCGAGGCUCAUCGCGAGGCUUGGACGCCCAUCCUACUUUUACUGCUGGCCAGGAUUUUAAAGAUGACGGACGCGAGGUUUGCCGUGCACGCUUCAAGUGCCUAUGCAUCGCUAUGCGAGAUCAUGUGCUUUGACCUAAAACCCGAGUUGAGGUCUGCGCUGAGGAGGUUCUUCCUCAGGGUCGGUCCGGUUUUCAGGAUCACACAACAGUAGUAAGCUUUUUAUUUCCACACAUCGCUUGUUGGUAAAAGUAUUUUUGUUUAUUGGUACUGCCUGGUUGUAUCUAAUUUGAAGUAAAAGUGACAGAUUAGUGUUGUUAUUGAGAGUUAUUUCGAAAAUAUGUUGCACCUGUAUAAAGUACUGUAAAUUAAUUACGAUGUGCUAUAUAUAUGUUCGUGUUGAUGAAUUUGUUAAAAUUAUUUGUAAAAAAAAGAUUUUUGUAUUUUAUUCGUACUUGUUUUUUAUUCUAAUCAAUUUUGUUUUGGUCACUAUUAUGUGUAAUGUUACCAAAAUCGUAGUACUAAUUGACAAAAAAAUUUUCAACCGGUUGUACAGUAAAGAAAUGAUUAAUAUAUAUUUUAGAAAAUGAUUGUUCUAAAAUUUUUAAAUACAAAAUCGUAUAAUGAGUCAGGGUACGUGUAACAAAGCGGGAACUGAAUAAAAUACGUACUUACAAUCACAAGCAUGUGAAAAAUAAUAUUUAAAAAAUCAUAAAAAAAAAAAAAAAAAAAAAAAAAUUGAAAACGAGUAGAAAAAUAAAACAAAGUCAGCUUUAAUAAUUGCAGACAAAAUUAAUAAUCAAGCAUAGUAUCAAAUUUUAUCCUUACAGGAACAUGAUACCUAAACCGGAAGAGAUAACGCUUUAAAGCAUUUUAUAAAUGCACUACUUGAUAUAAAUUUUCCAAAUUCUUAUCAAUAUAAUUACGCUAAAUAUCGCAGUUACUAUACCUUUUUCCUCUUUUGUACUCGUACAAACUUGUUUUUAACGCAAAGAUGUAUUGGAGGUUUUCACCAUGAUUUUAUCUCAAACGUGACUGUAGGAAUGAAAAAAAAAUCCUUAAGAAAUUUUUGCUUGAAAACGUUAACAUUUAUCUGAUGUAUUGUAAAUGCACUAGAUUGUUGUUGAUUUAUGAAAAAUUAUUUGAAACUAAGCAACUGUCAAUUUUAUUAGCUUUAAUUUCAUGCUCAAACUUCAUAACACAUUUCACUGCAAAGUUGGAUUUUACACGUUUUAUUAAUUAAAAUAGUACAAUAAUUUCACACCAUAGCAGCAUUGCAUCAAUGAAAAAAGUUUACAAAGAUGAAUUCUGUUAUCUAAAAUUCUGCGCUAAAAACUAAACAAAACCAUUCCACUGAAAAAAAAAAAAAAAGUACUUUUAACAUUUUGUUUCAAAGAACGUCCAGUGUGCAAUCAGUUUUCAUAAGUGAAUAAGUUUGUCAGAGUAUUAUGUUACUGAAAACAAAAGAAUGUACGAAUGCCUACGGAUCUAGACGAUCGCCGGCAAAGUUUCGAUUAAUAAUACUUGAUUAGGUAAGAUGCGAUUGUAAAUUUGACGAUUGAUCAUGAGGAUCGCGAACCAAUGCUUUACGUGCGUUUUUUUUUUUCUAUUGUUACUAAUUACAAGCCGAACGUGAGACUGUUUCGUCUUACUUUUCCCCAUUCAAUAAGCAUUAAGCAUUGGACAGUGAUUUCUUUCUUUUUUUUAUUUGUUAUACACACACAUGUACAGUAGACGAUCCCACGUGAGAUGUAAGCCGAGUCACGCUAAUCGAUUAUAUAUAUAUAUUAUAUACAUACAUUAUACAGAGAAAUCACGCUCACGCGCCCACGAGAGAGUGAAGUGUUUGUUUUUAUAUUAGGUGGUACGACUUUUAAUAAAUUGAUCUAUACCCAUGGUAACCGUGAAAAGAGCGAGUCUUGUCAUUUCACACACCGACGAUUGUCCCUACCUAAA